GGCAUCCACGAAGUGAUGCAAACCAUUUCAAUCGCAAAUUUGCUGGAUGUUGGGUUGAGGAUAUGCCACAUGCAUUGUUGGUUAAACUCGAUAACCUAUUCUAGAUAGAUAUGCAUGGGUAGUCUUACGCCUACCCACACGGCCUUGGUGAGGUGGAAGGUUCUAGCUAACAUACAUAUACCUUCUAUGGACUCGAGACUACCGUCGCUAUCCAAUUUUCAAAAUCGCGAGGUCAUCUCAGUUCAGGACUUUGAACGCCGCUCACGAUGGAACCAACUACCGAGGAAAAGAAUCAAGAAUUUGAGCCAAUGGACUCGCCGUUGAUAAAGUCGAAUUCUCAUGGAAAACCUCCCUUUUGCCCAACUCAUAACCCUGUCCGAAACAUUAGUCCAUUUCCCAAUUCGACGACCAAACGAAUCCAGGUUUUCGUACCAGACAUGUUCUCGUCUAUCAUGUCUGCGAAACCUAUCGUGAACCCAAACUAUUUCUCCGUGAAGCCCCAGGCUGAUGCAUGGCUUGCAAGGACUUUUGGGCAGAAUGGAAAAUGGGCAACCAAAAACUCCAAAGUGGACUAUGCAUACCUAGCUUCGAUGUGGGCACCAACUUGCGACGAAGAGGCUCUAAGAACGAUAGUUGACUGGAUGCACUGGGCAUCCUAUUUCGACGACCAAUUCGAUGAAGGACACCUCAGAAAAGACCUCUCGGCGGCCCAGGAGGAGAUUGGGAUUGCUGUAGGGAUAAUGGAAGAGACGCAACCGUGGUAUGCUCCCGAACAAUGUCCGCUAAGAUAUGUAUUUCAAACGACAUGGGAACGCAUAAAAAAGAGAUCAUCUCAAGACAUGCAACAACACUCAAAGCAAAUGCAUAGGAUGUUCUUCGAUGGCCUAAUUGAACAAGUAAGAUCUACAGAAGGGAAAAGGACAUUGACGCUCAGCGUAGAAGAAUACCUGCAUAUGAGGAGAGGGACAAUCGGCGUAUAUCCAGGUAUAUCCCUCAUUGAAUAUGCUGAGGGCGUAGAACUUCCCCUGGAUAUCAUCAACCACCCGUCCUUGAAAGAAUGCAUGUGUGUCUCGGUUGACCUCGCGCUUCUAGCCAAUGAUAUCCUGUCGUACAAGAAAGAUAUAGCAUUGGGUGUUGAUCAGAAUCUCAUCGUACUCUUGAUGAACCAAGGGCUAUCAGCGCAACAAGCUCUGAAUAAAAUUUCAAGCAUGAUCCAUAACUGCUAUAAACGAUACUACAUGGCUUUGGCCAAUAUGCCUAUCUGGGGAGAAAAAACAGACCGGGUGGUACUCCGAUUCGUGGAAGCCUGUCGCAAUGCAGCCCUGGGGAAUCUUCACUGGAGCUUCAAAACUGGUAGAUAUCUGGGGAGUGGUGGUAAUCAACUCUACGAAACACGAACACUAAUCAUCAACUAAGUUCCUACCUGUAGGCGAGCCGACCUAAUUUCCUAGAUAGCACAUGAAUGCGCUUUAACCAGACAAGGUUGCUCUAACUCAUUGGCCAAGACCGUACCUAGUAUGAUUUAGCACUACUAGGUACCUAGUGGAAGAUGAUGCGCCUAAUUGUUAGUGGACUUUUAGGGGAUUGGUGAAUAACUAUAGCGCAUUUAUAGUGGAUGAUCGUUAUAAUUGAGGUAAGGGGCUUAUAACCUAGAAGGUUUGCAUAAGAAUUGAUAAGAUACCUAUAAGAUCUUUUUAUUUGGUUGCUGAAUGCCCUGAGCUACAGCUAUAAUGCCGCUUUACGUACUAAGUUUUGG
This is a messenger RNA of Annulohypoxylon maeteangense, 1756 nucleotides long. RefSeq names its product Presilphiperfolan-8-beta-ol synthase. The record is from RefSeq and is a predicted model, not a curated record. Lineage: Eukaryota; Fungi; Ascomycota; Sordariomycetes; Xylariales; Hypoxylaceae. The transcript has 10 exons. Bases 267 to 1415 code for a protein of 382 amino acids.